GGCUAGCCGAAAAGAGUUUUGCAAUAGUUUGCAAAUAGAAAAUUUUCCUCAUUUCAGCAUACAAAUUCGACGGCAGGAACAAUGUCGGCUAUAAAAAUCUUCUCACUGGCGAAACACACGAACCUUAUGCUGCGGCAGUCUUCGAUCGCGGCUGCUGCAAGAAGUUAUACCUCGCAGCCAAAACCUGCUGCAAUUAAGCCGGAAGAGUACUACUACGUUAAUAACAAAGAACAAAGCAUGGACAUGAACGACAUCACCGACCGUGCCGCGCAGACCAUAUUCUGGGCCGAACUGUUCCGCGGAGCCGCUGUUACUUUGGCUCAUAUCUUCAAGGAACCGGCCACCAUUAAUUAUCCGUUCGAGAAAGGCCCACUUAGCCCGCGAUUCCGUGGAGAGCACGCAUUGCGCCGUUAUCCAAGUGGAGAGGAACGCUGCAUCGCUUGCAAGCUGUGUGAGGCCAUAUGCCCGGCUCAGGCCAUCACCAUCGAGGCGGAAGAAAGAGCCGACGGUAGCCGACGUACUACGCGGUACGAUAUUGAUAUGACCAAAUGCAUAUACUGUGGCUUCUGCCAGGAGGCAUGCCCCGUAGAUGCGAUCGUCGAAGGACCUAAUUUCGAAUUCUCGACCGAAACCCACGAAGAGCUAUUGUACAAUAAGGAAAAACUGCUUAGCAAUGGUGACAAGUGGGAAUCGGAAAUUGCAACCAAUAUUAACGCCGAUUAUCUUUACCGCUAGAGCCGCUUAGGCGUUGUUUGGGCAGUCCACACUUGGAUAGCAAAUGUGUAUCAUAACAACUAAUUAACACUGAAACAAAAUAAAGCCACCAGGCUU
Messenger RNA from Anopheles nili, 831 nucleotides. RefSeq names its product NADH-ubiquinone oxidoreductase subunit 8 (gene ND-23). Lineage: Eukaryota; Metazoa; Arthropoda; Insecta; Diptera; Culicidae. Gene Ontology annotation, cellular component: membrane. The record is from RefSeq and is a predicted model, not a curated record. The transcript is spliced from 2 exons. The coding region runs from base 82 to 735 and encodes 217 amino acids. Gene Ontology annotation, biological process: mitochondrial respiratory chain complex I assembly; mitochondrial electron transport, NADH to ubiquinone. Gene Ontology annotation, molecular function: 4 iron, 4 sulfur cluster binding; NADH dehydrogenase activity.